CAAAUAUUGUAAAGUUUUUUGAUGUACAUACUAAAGGACUGUAAGUUAACGUUUUGAUUUAAUAUUAAGGUAUAAACAAUAAAUAUAGGCAGUGAUAUGUUAUUAAAAAAAGUAUUCACUUUGAUUUUUAUACGCAAAGAUGAUGAAAUACUUUUAGGAUUGAAAAAGCGAGGAUUUGGUAAAGACAAGUGGAAUGGCUUUGGAGGCAAAUUAGAGCACAAUGAAACAAUUAAAGAGGCUGCAGUACGUGAAUUAAAAGAAGAAUGUUGUUUGUGUGUUAAAAUAAGAGAUUUAAAAAGUAUUGGUCAUUUAGAAUUUACAUUUGAAGGAGAUUCAACAGUGAUGGACGUCAACGUUUUCGCCUCUAAUAUUUUUGAAGGUACACCGGCUGAAACUGAUGAAAUGAUUCCGAAAUGGUAUAACUGUAAAGCAAUACCUUUUGACGACAUGUGGCCCGAUGACAGAUUUUGGUUCCCAUACAUGUUAAGUGGUAAAUUGUUUUAUGGCAAAUUUCACUAUCAAGGCUUUGACAAAAUUUUGAAUUAUAAAGUACAGGAAUUACAAUCCAUGGAAUCUUUUUAUGCUAACAGAAAAGAUUAAAUGUAUUUGCUUAACAAGUUCAAAAUAAACAAUUGUAUUACUAAAAUAAAUUCACAUCAGUUGAUUAUAAACAUUAAAAAGUUUGUGACAAUUUAUAUAUAAAUAUGAGUACAAGCUUAGACUUCUGAAAUCAGAUUAGAUGUUGUCAAGUCGGUACUACCAGUGUGAACCAUUAGUUUGUCCAACUUUUAUGCAUAUUUACUAAAACAAAAGCUACAGAACAGUUUUAAUUAGAAAGUCAACACUAUAAAUUGUCACUGAACUGGAUAAAAAGUUAAAAUCAAGUAGACUUGAACUGUUAAGUUGGAGUUCAAUAACAAAAUUGGCGGCUUACAACUAUGGUGAUGCAUAUCUAAGCUACUGAGCUUUCUCAGUUAUCUCAUGCUCAUGCCUCAGUAGGCAUGAGCUGCCCAGAGACUCGCAAACCAUGCAGAUACAAACUGAACAGAACACAACUGAUCUGCUUCACACAUGUUAAUUGUGAUCUAAUCUGUGUUGAAGCAUCUAUAGCCUAAUGGUUAGGAGUACAGAUCUCCUAUCACAGGGUUGGGAGUUUGAAUCCAUAUCUAAUAAAAAUCCAUAUUCUAGCACAAGCCUAGAGCUUAGUUGGAAUGGUACAAGAAAUAUUAGUAAAUUUCCAAAAAAAAAUUGUUAAUAUUUUUACAAAAACAAAAAUAAAUCAUUAAUUUUAGUUGAGUUACCCAGGAGUAAUUGUACUUACAUGUAACCUAUGAUAAUAUGAUUCAUAAAGUUGUGAGAAAUAAAUAUUCAGUACCAAAAAAUAACUUUCCUUUGUUUCGCAUAAUGUAUAUCAUUAAAUUUAAAACUCUUGUCAUCAACCUUCCCU
Papilio xuthus (Asian swallowtail) is the source of this 1447-nucleotide messenger RNA. Its product is annotated as 7,8-dihydro-8-oxoguanine triphosphatase. The record is from RefSeq and is a predicted model, not a curated record. NCBI's taxonomy places the organism in Eukaryota, Metazoa, Arthropoda, Insecta, Lepidoptera, Papilionidae. The transcript has a single exon. Gene Ontology annotation, molecular function: 8-oxo-7,8-dihydroguanosine triphosphate pyrophosphatase activity. Gene Ontology annotation, cellular component: cytoplasm. Bases 97 to 600 code for a protein of 167 amino acids. Gene Ontology annotation, biological process: DNA protection.